This is a messenger RNA of Patiria miniata (bat star), 579 nucleotides long. Its product is annotated as kiSS-1 receptor-like. Gene Ontology annotation, molecular function: G protein-coupled receptor activity. The transcript has a single exon. Gene Ontology annotation, cellular component: plasma membrane. The coding region runs from base 1 to 579 and encodes 192 amino acids. The record is from RefSeq and is a predicted model, not a curated record. NCBI's taxonomy places the organism in Eukaryota, Metazoa, Echinodermata, Asteroidea, Valvatida, Asterinidae. Gene Ontology annotation, biological process: G protein-coupled receptor signaling pathway.
AUGGAGAUUGUCACAACAACCCCACUGCCUGAACUGAACAGCAUCACUGAAAGUGAGAAUAUUUUUGGUCUCAAUUCUGAAGUCAACAUUUGGAAUGAUUCCUGUCCAGUCCUCACCAUACCAGCAGAAUUUGUCCACAAGUACCUCUACUCCUCUGUUGAUGUAGUCCUGACUACUAUUCUGAUGCCAAUUGCGAUCUGCCUGGGCUGUCUUCUUAACGGCAGUUUCUUGUACGUAGUGGCCAGCAUUCAGUCAAUGCAAACUACUACCAACUUCUACUUAGCUAACUUAGCCGUGUGUGACGGGUUGUAUCUUCUAUCUACAUCCUACGAGAUACGUUCUUACAUAGUGUCAGGCACCGUGUCACGCAACGCAGUACAAGAUGGCGACAUCUCGUGCGUGAUACUAGUCUUGCAAACAUUGUUCUACGUAGCCUCCUUGGCAUUCAUCACACUAGUCACGAUGGAGCGAUUCUUUGGCAUCUGCUAUCCGAUAAAGAGCCUGGCUCUCAACCGCCGCAGACGUACCGUCAAGCUAGCAGUGGGUGCCUGUAUUAUUUUGCAAGUUCAAUCAAGCUAA